Molecule: messenger RNA, 765 nt
Organism: Nelumbo nucifera (sacred lotus)
Lineage: Eukaryota; Viridiplantae; Streptophyta; Magnoliopsida; Proteales; Nelumbonaceae
Product: NADH-ubiquinone oxidoreductase
Cellular component (GO): respiratory chain complex I
Source: RefSeq, a predicted model, not a curated record
UCCGUUGCCAUUCCCAUCUCCAGGUCUUUUUUGAGCAUGGAUCGUUUGAGAAAGGGUAUUCGAAAAACCCUCGUUUCCACUCUGGGUUUUGGCUAACGAAUCCGCACCAGAUCUGAUUUCUCCCCUCUCUCACUUGCUGUCUGAAGCUAGGAAAUCUGAUUCAAAACCAGUAUGGAUGAAGUAAAAUAAGGCAUAAAGCAAUCUGUUAUCAGUCAUCACCCAUCCAUUCUGCAGACAUUAGCUGCAACUGUGCAGGGAGUAGAUAACCGAGCAGUUGAGUAAUCUCAGAAAAUAGACAGUGAACGAAGAUGAACACGGAUAUCACAGCAUCGGUUAAGCCUGAGUACCCGGUCAUCGACAGAAACCCUCCUUUCACCAAGACGGUUGCCAAUUUCAACACACUCGAUUACUUUCGCUUCAUUACCAUUACUGGCAUUUCUGUCACUGUUGGAUACCUCUCUGGAAUAAAACCCAACAUUAGAGGUCCAUCGAUGGUGACUGGAGGUCUGAUAGGGCUAAUGGGUGGAUUCAUGUAUGCGUACCAGAACUCUGCAGGGAGGCUCAUGGGUUUCUUUCCUAAUGAUGAAGAGGUAGCUCGGUACAAGAAAUGAAAAGAGAUCCCUGUUUAAAUGAACGAAAGGAGUUCAACUGGGGUCUUUAUUUUCUUUCAAGACAUUGGUAAUCUUAAUAAUCAUAUUGUUCUUCUUGUUUGUUGAACACGUUAAAAUUGCUAUUACAUUAUUGGGUUUGACCUUUGAGUUUAUU